This is a messenger RNA of Diuraphis noxia (Russian wheat aphid), 585 nucleotides long. RefSeq lists its product as uncharacterized. Lineage: Eukaryota; Metazoa; Arthropoda; Insecta; Hemiptera; Aphididae. The record is from RefSeq and is a predicted model, not a curated record.
AUGACCAAAAUUUCGAGGAAUGUUGAAUGUUACCAUCUUCGUCUUCUUCUUCAUCACGUAAAAGGCCCAACAUCGUAUUCAUUUUUGAAGACUGUAAAUAACACUGAAUAUCCGACAUUUCAAGCAACAUGUAGAGCCCUUGGAUCAUUAGAAGAUGGCAAUCAGUGGAAUUUAGCUUUAGGAGAAGCAGCAGUAUGUCGUUCGACUGAUAAAAUUAGAGAACUAUUCGGAAAAUGUAUAUUUUUGGAUUCUCCUGGUGGAACCGGUAAAACCCACUUAAUCAAUCUACUUUUGGCUAAAGUAAGAAGCUCAUAUGGGAUUGCAAUUGCAGCUGCAUCAUCAGAAAUUGCUGCUACGCUUUUACAUGGAGUAAAAACUGCUCAUUCUGCUUUCAAGUUGCUACUGAAUUUGAACACCAUCGAGACUCCAACGCUGCUUCUCAGAAAUCUUAGUCCACCAAAAUUGUGCAAUGGAACACCUCUACGGAUUAUUGGUCUACAAAAGAAUUUGAUUGAAGCUAUUAUUAUGACUGGAUCUGCAAAAGGUGAAUCAGUUCUUAUUCCUCGCAUACCAAUGAUACCAUAA